AUUGUCGAUAACUAUUAAUUUUGGUACUCCGAAGAAAAAUAUAAUAUCUCUUAAGGGUUUCCUGACGUCUUCUAUUGCUCUGUUAUUUAGGCUUUUUGUUACUGCGUAUUUUGUAAAUUUGUCCAAAGCUGUCAUUACUAUUUUUCCUUCUGUUAAAAAUAUAUCGAUAUGAACUGUGUGUCCUGGAUAUGUUGGUAAUGGAGUUUCUGCAAUUUUCGGUUGAUUGGGAUGUCUUUCGUACUUAUUUUCUUUACAAACGGUUGGCUAUUAUUCGUUUUAUUUUAUUUAGCAUACCGGGAAAAUAUUUUGUUUCGAGAAUUUGUGUUUUAUUUUCUGUGGCAUUCCUUCUUUUAAUAUGACGUUCUCCUGCUCUUGUUCGUCACUAAUAUCUUCAACUAGGUUUUGAGUAUAUCGGCUUUUAAUUCUACUAAAAUGAAUAGGAUAGAUAUUUUGCAUCAUACCCAUUAUCCUUUCUUCAGUAUGAAUUCCAUUUAUAACAGAUGGUAUAAGGUAUCGUUUCAUGUAUGAAAUCAAUAACUGUUCGUUGUACUCUGGCUCUGUAAUUAUAUGUCUAUGCACUGUUGGAAAAAUUAUUUUAAAUUGAUAUGAAGAUAUUUCGUCAAUCUUGAAAAAAAUUUGAUUUUUGAAAACAUUGAUUGGAACUUUUGUACAAGGCAUUAAAUUAUGACUUGAGCUUUCAUCGCUAUGAAUCGUAGGUGUGAGUGAAUUUAUUUGUAUUGGUAGGGGAAGGUGGGGAAUGUUAGGCCAGCGCGAUAUUUUUUUCCCUAGUAUAGGUUGACAGCUGCAACCAACUGUCAUCGGCUCGUCUCAUACUAAGCUCAGUUUCUAUAUAGCACUCGAGCUGUGAACACGUGUUAUAACCUCUCUGCGACAACAAAAAGAAAUUCGACACUCCGAAAGUUUUUUUCAACUCUGUGUACAGUUGAUUUUUUUCACAUUUUCCAAUAAAUUCAUCCAGGUAAAUAUGUUUAUAAUAUUAGUUGAGUCUUUAGCCUUCGACACACAAAAGAAAUUUUGCACGAAUUUACAUUGUGUUCAUUAUCAACCGCCAUUUUGCAAAUAUGAGCGUUUGGGGAAUCUCGGGCCACUUAUUACGAAUGUCGGGCCACAUAGUUUUUUACAUUUGACAUGUUAACUUCAUAUAUUUGACGUGUAUAAGUGAUUUUUCGUGCAGAAUUUCAACAACACAAUAGUUUUUCAACAUUUCCUGAUAGUUUCGUGCUCCGAAAAAUUUUUUUAGUCAUUAUGCCGCGUUACUAUCCCAAACAAGAGAAAAUUGUUGAUUUCGACAACAUUUUGGAGGCGAUCAAGUCGGUGAAAAUACAUCACAACAGCGUUCGACAAUCUGCGACGGCACACAAAAUUCCGAGGACCAACCUGAUGCGUUAUAUUGCAGCAUUUGAUGGUGCGAGCAUCGACGUUACUACUGCCAAUGCCGAUGUAAUGAAGAAUUUGCUGGCUGAAAGCACGACGAUGGGCACAAAAACAAUCUUCAACAUCGAACAAGAGAAGGCGCUGAUAAGCUACAUUCUCCAGGCCAGCGACAUCAACUAUGGAAUUAGUUUGAUGGAGCUUCGUAAGCUCGCGUAUGAAUUUGCUCGGAAAGUUGGCGCGUCGUAUCCGGAUCCAUGGAACGACAAUCAACAGGCGAGUAACGAUUGGCAGUUGGUGUUCAUGAAACGCCACAAAAAUUUGUCACUGCGAACACCAGAGCAAGUAAGCCAGAGCCGUGCGAAGCGAUUCAACAAAGAGAAUGUCGAUGCAUUCUUUGCCAACCUUUCAUCCGUUCUUGGUAAGACGCCGUUUGAACCUCACCGAAUAUGGAACAUGGAUGAAACCGGGUGCCCGACCGUGCCAACCAGACCUGUCAAAACCAUCGCGCGCAAAGGACAAAAGCAGGUCGGCUCAUCAACAUCUGCCGAAAAAGGCACCAAUGUGUCUUUGGCUUUGGCCGUCAGCGCUAGUGGCCAGUCUAUACCGCCAUUCUUCCUCUUUCCCCGAGUCAACAUGAAAGAGAUUUUUAUGACUCAUGCGAGUCAUGGCGCUGUUGGUGUUGCGAACGGUUCUGGUUACAUGAACUCUGACGUAUUCCCACAAUUCAUGCGUCAUUUCAUCAAGCACACUGGUGCUAAUGCCGAUUCGCCAACCAUGUUGCUGCUGGACAACCACGGUUCGCAUUUAUGGAUCGAGGCGAUAGAUUUGGCGUUGGAUCAUGGCAUCACGUUGCUGUCUUUUCCGCCGAAAUGGACGCACAAAAUGCAGCCGCUAGAUGUUGCGGUAUUUGCACCAUUUAAAGGCUUGAUGACCGUGAAGCAUGAUGCAUGGAAAAAGUCCAACAUUGGUGUCACUUUCGAUCUGCAUCAUGUGCCGCUCCUUGUCGAUCAGUGCCUCGAUGUUAUGUUAACGCCGAAAACCAUCAAAUCCGGCUUCCGAACAACUGGCAUCUAA
This is a messenger RNA of Bactrocera dorsalis (oriental fruit fly), 2469 nucleotides long. RefSeq lists its product as uncharacterized. The record is from RefSeq and is a predicted model, not a curated record. The coding region runs from base 1267 to 2469 and encodes 400 amino acids. Gene Ontology annotation, cellular component: nucleus. The transcript is spliced from 2 exons. Gene Ontology annotation, molecular function: DNA binding. Lineage: Eukaryota; Metazoa; Arthropoda; Insecta; Diptera; Tephritidae.